Messenger RNA from Loxodonta africana (African savanna elephant), 1841 nucleotides. RefSeq names its product ankyrin repeat and SOCS box containing 16 (gene ASB16). Lineage: Eukaryota; Metazoa; Chordata; Mammalia; Proboscidea; Elephantidae. Gene Ontology annotation, cellular component: BRCA1-BARD1 complex; BRCA1-A complex. Gene Ontology annotation, molecular function: protein binding; ubiquitin-protein transferase activity. The record is from RefSeq and is a predicted model, not a curated record. The transcript is spliced from 5 exons. Bases 131 to 1492 code for a protein of 453 amino acids. Gene Ontology annotation, biological process: intracellular signal transduction; protein K6-linked ubiquitination.
GCCCCAGCUGCUCCUCUCUCGGGCUCACACAUGAGGGGGCAGGGUGGCUCUUCAGAGGAAGGGUGGUAGCUGGGCCGAGGGAACCUGGCUCUGCCCAGGUGUCCCUAUCAGGACCCCUGUACCCCUCCCCAUGGCAAGGGAGACCUUCCCGUUCACCUCCUCCACGCUGCGCUCUCUCCACCUACAGCGAGAGUGGUUGGAGUGGGAGGACAGGCGGCGGGCUAUCACACAGCAGUGCCGGAGCCGCAGGUGCCCCCCCAGCCCACGAGCCCGACUCACUAGGCCUCGCCGUUCCUGCCGCGACCCAGCUGUCCACAAUGCCCUGUUCUCGGGUGACCUGCAGCAGGUCCAAGCCCUGUUCCAAGAUGAAGAGGCUGCCAACAUGAUUGUGGAGACCGUGAGCAACCAGCUGGCCUGGUCAGCCGAACAGGGGUUCUGGGUGAUGACCCCCAAGACCAAGCAGACGUCGCCUCUCACCAUCGCUGCAGCCCGAGGCUAUACUGACUGCGCCCGCUAUCUGAUCCUGCAGGGAGCUGAGCUGGACACCCGCAUCGGGGGCCGGGCUGCCUUGCACGAGGCCUGCACCGGAUCCCAAUCUGACUGCGUGCAGCUGUUGCUGACCUUUGGUGCCAAGGCCAACGUGCUGUCCGAGGAGGGCACUGCCCCCCUGCACCUCUGCACAGCCCCCGAGUCUUUGCAGUGUGCCAAGCUGCUGCUGGAAGCGGGAGCGACAGUGAACCUGGCAGCACAGGACAGCGAAGAGACGCCCCUACAUGUGGCGGCUGCGCGCGGCCUAGAGGCGCAUGUGGCUCUCUACCUGGAGCACGGCGCCGAGGUGGGCUUGCGCACCAGCCAGGGCGAAACCGCCCUAAACGCGGCGUGCGCGGCGGCUGAGGACCCAGGCCGCGGCCGGCAGCAAGAGGCCGUGGCACGCCGGCUGCUGGAGGCCGGUGCUGAUGCUCGGGCGGCGGGCCGCAAGCGCCAUACACCACUGCACAAUGCCUGUGCCAAUGGCUGCGGGGGCCUGGCCGAGCUGCUGUUGCGCCACGGGGCCUGCGCUGGGGUCCGCAACGGGGCGGGCCACACACCCAUGGACUGUGCUCUGCAGGCCAUCCAGGAUGCCCCCAACUGGGAGCCUGAGGUCCUCUUCGCGGCGCUCUUGGACUAUGGGGCCCAGCCUGUGCGCCCUGAGAUGCUGAAACUGUGUGCCUCCUUCCCUCGGGCCCUGGAAGUCCUGCUUAAUGCCUACCCUUGUGUACCAUCCUGUGAUACCUGGGUUGAGGCAGUGCUUCCAGAACUGUGGCAGGAGCAUGAAGCCUUCUACCACUCGGCCCUGCACAUGGUGAACCAGCCCAGGCGGCUGCAGCACCUGGCCCGGCUGGCUGUGCGUGCUCAGUUGGGUGGCUGUUGCCGCCAGGCUGCCACCCAGCUCCCACUGCCACCGCUCCUCAGGGAAUAUCUGCUGCUGCGUGUGGAGGGACGCAUCCAGUGAGCCCCAUGGCCAGGCUGUGCCCACAGCUUCUGCCCCCUGCAUCUGUACCCGCCAACACUAGAGGAUCAGUCCCUGGCCCUUUCCCACCCUCCCCAUGCCUUCCCUGGCCAGCUCAUUCCUCUGCUGGCUCCCUGGGCUACCUGCUGACCUCCAGCCAGCCCUGAGCUUCAGAUCUUUUCUCCAGCGGGAAGGUCUACAGAACCACCUGCCUCCUCCUUUGCUAAGUGGAGGGCCCCUGCAACCAGGUCCCCAACCAGGAGACAGUGAUUCUUGUUGCCUCCUCCCCUGCUACCCAUGUACCUGUUCAGCCUCCUAAAGAGUGAUGAACUCUACCUUUACCUGCACUGCC